AUGGAUGCUUCGUACAUGGUCGCGGUAGCGUUGGCGAUGGCGGUAUGGUAUGGAUGGAAGUUUCUAGAAUGGAUUUGGUUGAAACCCAAGAGGAUGGAGAAGCAUCUAGCAAGUCAAGGAUUCAGGGGAAAUCCAUAUAGAAUUAUGUAUGGCGAUCUCAAAGAUUACUCUGCUGCAAUCAAGCAGGCACGUUCCGCUCCCAUUACCUUUUCAGACGACAUUCUUAAACGCAUCUUUCCAUUUCUUCACCAGAACGUCCAAACCUAUGGUAAGAACACAUUUAUAUGGAUUGCAAACAUACCAAGAGUAUACAUAAUGGAACCAGAUCUAAUAAAGGAGGUGCUGUCAAAGAAUUUCAACUAUCUCAAGGCCCAAACGAAUCCUCUCACCAAACUUUUGGUUACUGGAGUUGCUACCUAUGAUCUUGAUCAAUGGACCAAACACAGAAAAAUUGUCAACCCUGCUUUUCAUAUGGAGAAGUUAAAGCUUAUGCUUCCAGCAUUUCAAGUGAGUUGUGGUGACAUGAUAACUGCAUGGCAAAAGGCAAUGAAGACCUCAAAAGAGUUGGACAUAUGGCCAUACUUCCAAUCCUUGACUGCUGAUGCCAUUUCUCGAACAGCUUUCGGGAACUCCUACGAACAAGGAAGGAAGAUAUUUAAACUUCUCCAAAUACAAGCUGACCUCCUUACUCAAGCUCUAAGAUCGAUAUACAUUCCAGGAUCGAGGUUUCUACCCACAAAGAGAAACAUGAGAAUGAAGAGUAUAUAUAAAGAAUUAGAUGAUUUACUAAUUGAUCUAAUCAAGAGAAGAAUGAAGGAUUUGGAAGCUGGAGAAGCUAACAAAGAAGAUUUGUUGAACAUAUUACUAGAAUGCAACAACAGAGAGGCUAAUCAACACCAAGCUGUUAGUAAACAUGGGAAGAAGAUUAAUAUGGGAAUGACUAUUAAAGACGUAGUAGAAGAAUGCAAGCUCUUCUAUUUCGCCGGUCAGGAAACCACCUCGUCUUUACUCCUUUGGACAAUGUACCUAUUAUCUCAACAUCAAGAAUGGCAACAUCGAGCAAGAGAAGAAGUUUUACAGGUAUUUGGGAAGAAUAACAAACCAGAUUUCGAUGGGCUCAACCGCCUUAAGAUUGUAACAAUGAUAUUGUACGAGGUGCUAAGGAUUUUUCCUCCGGCGGCUGAACUCAAUAGGUUCAUUAAGGAAGAUGUGAAACUAGGAGAAUCACUUCAUUUGCAAGCUGGGACAUCAAUAAAUUUACCCAUCAUAUUUGUCCAUCAAGACAAAGAGAUUUGGGGAGACGACGCAAAAGAAUUCAAGCCAGAGCGAUUCGCGGAAGGAAUAUUGAAGGCUACAAAAGGUCAAGUCUCGUAUUUCCCGUUUAGUUGCGGGCCGAGAGUUUGCGUUGGACAGAAUUUCUCGAUGCUAGAGGCAAAGAUGACUAUAGCUAUGAUCCUUCAACGAUUCGCAUUCGAGCUGUCUCCUAAUUAUAUCCAUGCCCCAUAUUAUGUCCUCACCAUUCAACCUCAAUUUGGUGUACAACUCAUUAUGCAUGAGAUAUAG
Impatiens glandulifera is the source of this 1563-nucleotide messenger RNA. Its product is annotated as cytochrome P450 CYP72A219-like. The record is from RefSeq and is a predicted model, not a curated record. The coding region runs from base 1 to 1563 and encodes 520 amino acids. Gene Ontology annotation, molecular function: oxidoreductase activity, acting on paired donors, with incorporation or reduction of molecular oxygen; iron ion binding; heme binding. Lineage: Eukaryota; Viridiplantae; Streptophyta; Magnoliopsida; Ericales; Balsaminaceae. The transcript is spliced from 5 exons.